This is a messenger RNA of Glycine soja, 1644 nucleotides long. Its product is annotated as alcohol dehydrogenase 1. NCBI's taxonomy places the organism in Eukaryota, Viridiplantae, Streptophyta, Magnoliopsida, Fabales, Fabaceae. Gene Ontology annotation, biological process: formaldehyde catabolic process. The coding region runs from base 152 to 1297 and encodes 381 amino acids. The transcript is spliced from 10 exons. Gene Ontology annotation, molecular function: zinc ion binding; S-(hydroxymethyl)glutathione dehydrogenase [NAD(P)+] activity. Gene Ontology annotation, cellular component: cytosol. The record is from RefSeq and is a predicted model, not a curated record.
GGUGGUCUCUCUUUCUCUCUCUCUCACCUUCUUUGCUUUCUCACUAAUCACUAUAAAUAAAAUCUUCACUCUGUCCUUCCACCACACAAUUCAAUACCAUUUAUCAACUCACUCAUCAAUCUCGUUUGUUCUCACUAACUAUUACUUCAUCAUGUCGUCGAGCACAGUUGGUCAAGUCAUCAAAUGCAAAGCUGCGGUUUCAUGGGAGGCAGGGAAGCCACUUGUGAUUGAAGAAGUAGAGGUGGCACCACCACAAGCUGGUGAAGUGCGUUUGAAGAUCCUCUACACCUCUCUUUGCCACACUGAUGUUUACUUCUGGGAAGCCAAGGGCCAAACUCCAUUGUUUCCUCGUAUAUUUGGUCAUGAAGCUGGAGGGAUUGUGGAGAGCGUAGGUGAGGGUGUGACUCAUCUCAAACCAGGGGACCAUGCCCUCCCAGUGUUUACCGGGGAGUGUGGAGAAUGCCCUCAUUGCAAGUCAGAGGAGAGCAACAUGUGUGAUCUUCUCAGGAUCAACACUGAUAGGGGUGUCAUGAUCCAUGACAGCCAAACAAGAUUUUCUAUAAAGGGACAACCUAUUUACCAUUUUGUUGGUACCUCCACAUUCAGUGAAUACACUGUUGUUCAUGCCGGAUGUGUUGCCAAAGUCAACCCUGCUGCCCCACUUGACAAAAUUUGUGUUCUCAGUUGUGGAAUUUGCACAGGUCUUGGGGCUACUAUCAAUGUUGCAAAACCAAAACCUGGUUCUUCUGUUGCCAUUUUUGGACUUGGAGCUGUUGGCCUUGCUGCUGCUGAAGGGGCAAGGAUUUCUGGUGCAUCAAGAAUUAUUGGGGUUGAUUUAGUUUCUAGCAGAUUUGAAGAAGCUAAGAAGUUUGGGGUCAAUGAAUUUGUGAACCCAAAAGACCAUGACAAGCCUGUACAAGAGGUGAUUGCUGCAAUGACGAAUGGGGGUGUGGAUCGUGCUGUUGAAUGUACUGGCAGCAUCCAAGCCAUGAUCUCGGCAUUCGAAUGCGUCCACGAUGGUUGGGGUGUUGCUGUACUUGUUGGAGUGCCAAACAAAGAUGAUGCAUUCAAAACUCAUCCAGUGAAUUUCUUGAACGAGAGAACUCUAAAGGGUACCUUCUACGGAAACUACAAACCCCGCACUGAUCUUCCUUCUGUUGUGGAGAAGUACAUGAAUGGGGAAUUGGAACUGGAGAAAUUCAUCACUCACACAGUUCCAUUCUCAGAGAUUAACAAGGCUUUUGAUUACAUGCUGAAAGGGGAGUCCAUCAGAUGCAUCAUUCGAAUGGGGGAGUAAAUCUAUAUCAGACCAAUGAUGACAUGACAUGGUCCCUGUUGGGGGACUGAGUUCUCUUUCUGGUUGUGAAAAGAAGAAAAUAAAUUUCAUAUAUGAUAUAUAUCCCUUUAGGAUUAUUGAAUUUGUGAAAACUUGUGAGUUUGAGUGUAGAGAAUGAUAGGGCCUUUGCUGCUGUUAUUGUCUAAUGCAUGAUAAAUAAAAUGUCGUUUUUUUGUCGAUUUGUUGUUCUUAUGGUAAUUUAAGUGACAGAUAUGUAGUACCACAAUUGUUCAACGCAUGUCCAAUGGUGUGGGGUUUUGGUAAAAAAAAAAAGUCACGUUCAAAUGGCUUGAACUUUAUUGGAUUUA